AUGGACGAGCCAACUUCAGCUGAAAAUGGGUAAGUACUUGUUUAGUUUUUAUUGUUUGUUUUAGUGUAAAACGAAGGCGGAGAACUAAUUCAACAUGUUCCGUCUUAUCCACGGCCACCGAUUCUACGAUUGGAAGGCGUCGAAGAGGGGAAUUAAAUGCGGAAUUAGACACCAAAACGUUUAAAAUGUCCGAUCUUAUUGUAUGGAGACCAAAUACUGAAAACGAAUUGAGAAAGAAGUGGGAUGAUCAGAAACAGAAGCUCUUGGAGAGUAUGAGCAACGCGUCGGGUUCUUCAGAACAAUUUGCCAAGCCUAAGCCACCGGUGUCUGUUCCAAGGGUGAAGCUGAACGAAAAGGGGGAGAUUGUUAUUGAUCAAGAAAGCUUAGUGGUCACGGAGUCUCCGGAAAAUAAUGUUUGGGAUCAUGUCGAUGAUGUGAGUUCUUGCGAUUAUAAUAUUUAUCUACUGGUUUGUAGGACGUCAUGCCCAAGAAGUUAAAUUCGAUGAGUUUUCGCAAGAAGAUUCAACGAUCCUCCGCGUGGACUGAUUUAGAAACUGAUAUGUUUUACAGUAAGUCGGUCAGACAUUUUACCUUUAUUCAUUUAGAUGUUUUGAGUGCUACUGGUCCGGAUUUUGGUCUGAUGCAUGAAUUUAUUCCCUGUCGGACAAGAGCUGAAUUAAAGAAGAAGUUUUCGAAAGAAGAAAGAGAAAACUCUUGGAGAGUCGAUGAAACUUUAAGAAAGCCUUCGUUGUUAAGUAGAGAUCUGUUUGGCAAGGUGAAGGAGAUGAUGAAGAAAAUUGAGGCGGAGAAAGUUGCGAGGAAAGAAGCAAAAAAGAAGAGGAAAGAAGUUAUUAAUGACAACAAUGAGGACGAAAACAAUCCAGAGCAAGAUGAUAACGGUGAUGUUAUUCCAUAA
Molecule: messenger RNA, 916 nt
Organism: Bursaphelenchus xylophilus (pine wood nematode)
Lineage: Eukaryota; Metazoa; Nematoda; Chromadorea; Rhabditida; Aphelenchoididae
Source: the annotation of a GenBank genome assembly